AUGUUUCUUGACGCUCUUUCUCUCUCUCUCUUUAUCUAUCUAUCUCAAGUUUUUCUCUCAUUCUUUCUUUUACAUUUUCCCCUCUCUCUAACUUUCUUUCUCAAUCUUUCUCUACCCUCUCUCUCUCUCUCUCUCUCUCUCUCUCUCUCUCUCUCUCUCUCUUUAAAUCCCUUUUCUUUCUCUUUUCAUAUUUUCUCUUUUACUAUCUGCCAUAUCAAGUACAUAAAUUUGAAAAGAUAUUUCUCUCUCUCUCUCUCUCUCUCUCUCUCUCUCUUUCUCUCACUCUCUUUCAGAUUUCUCUUUACAUUCUUUAUUGUUUAUAAUGUUUUAUUUAAAGUGUGCAAAGCUGUACCACAGCAUCUCUCUCUCUCUCUCUAUCUAUCUAUCUAUCUAUCUAUCUAUCUAUCUCUAAAGCUUUUUCUGACUCUAUUUAUAUUAUGUCUUUCUAUCUAUCUCUUGUUUUUCUCUUUUUUGUUUCUCUCUCUCUCUCUCUCUCUCUCUCUAUCUAUCUAUCUAUCUAUCUCUAAAGCUUUUUCUGACUCUAUUUAUAUUAUGUCUUUCUAUCUAUCUCUUGUUUUUCUCUCUUUAUUGUUCUCCCUCUCUCUCUCUCUCUCUCUCUAUCUAUCUAUCUAUCUAUCUCUAAAGCUUUUUUUCUGA
Messenger RNA from Acanthosepion pharaonis, 657 nucleotides. NCBI's taxonomy places the organism in Eukaryota, Metazoa, Mollusca, Cephalopoda, Sepiida, Sepiidae. The record is from the annotation of a GenBank genome assembly.